Marmota flaviventris (yellow-bellied marmot) is the source of this 4017-nucleotide messenger RNA. The record is from RefSeq and is a predicted model, not a curated record. NCBI's taxonomy places the organism in Eukaryota, Metazoa, Chordata, Mammalia, Rodentia, Sciuridae.
GGGAUCAUGGCCCAGGUAGCGAUGUCUACCCUGCCCGUUGAAGAUGAGGAGUCUUCGGAGAGCAGGAUGGUGGUGACCUUCCUCAUGUCUGCCCUCGAGUCCAUGUGUAAGGAGCUGGCCAAGUCCAAGGCGGAAGUGGCCUGCAUCGCGGUAUACGAGACAGACGUGUUUGUGGUCGGAACCGAGAGGGGUCGUGCUUUCGUCAACUCCAGAAAGGAUUUCCAGAAAGAUUUUGUAAAAUACUGUGUUGAAGAAGAAGAAAAGGCAGCCGAGAUGCAUAAGAUGAAGUCCACACCUCAGGCCAGCCGGAUGAGUGUGGACGCCGUAGAGAUCGAGACGCUCAGGAAAACAGUUGAGGACUAUUUCUGCUUUUGCUAUGGGAAAGCCUUAGGCAAAUCCACGGUGGUGCCUGUCCCGUAUGAGAAGAUGCUUAGAGACCAGUCGGCUGUGGUAGUGCAGGGCCUUCCAGAGGGAGUCGCCUUCAAACACCCUGAAAAUUAUGACCUUGCAACCCUGAAAUGGAUUUUGGAGAACAAAGCAGGGAUUUCCUUUAUCAUCAAGAGACCCUUCCUAGAGCCAAGGAAACACCUGGGUGGUCGUGUGAUGGUAACAGAUGCUGAAAGGUCCCUGUUGUCUCCAGGUGGAAGUUGUGGCCCCAUCAAAGUGAAAACGGAGCCCACAGAAGAUUCUGGCAUUUCUCUGGAAAUGGCAGCUGUGACGGUCAAGGAGGAGUCAGAAGACCCUGACUACUAUCAGUACAACGUCCAAGGAAGCCAUCACUCUUCGGAAGGCAACGAGGGAACAGAAAUGGAGGUGCCUGCAGAAGAAUUUUAUUUUUUUCAAGAUUCUACUCAACAUGUCCCUUCAGAAACAAGUGAGGACCCUGAAGUUGAGGUGACUAUUGAAGAUGAUGAUUACUCUCCACCCACCAAGAGACCAAAGAGCAACGAGCCUCCACAGCCACCUGUCGCAGAGCCUGCAAAUGCCGGGAAGCGGAAAGUGAGGGAGUUCAAUUUCGAGAAAUGGAACGCGCGAAUUACUGAUCUACGUAAACAAGUUGAAGAGUUGUUUGAAAGAAAAUACGCUCAAGCAAUAAAAGCCAAAGGUCCGGUGACGAUCCCAUACCCUCUUUUCCAGUCUCAUGUUGAAGAUCUUUAUGUAGAGGGACUUCCCGAAGGAAUUCCUUUCAGAAGGCCGUCUACGUAUGGAAUUCCUCGACUCGAGAGGAUAUUGCUUGCAAAGGAAAGGAUUCGUUUUGUGAUCAAGAAACACGAGCUCCUGAACUCCACGCGGGAAGACCUGCAGCUCGACAAACCCGCGUCCGGAGUCAAAGAAGAGUGGUAUGCCAGAAUCACUAAGCUAAGAAAGAUGGUAGAUCAACUUUUCUGCAAAAAGUUUGCUGAGGCCUUGGGGAGCACUGAAGCCAAGGCUGUACCGUACCAAAAAUUUGAGGCGCAUCCUAAUGACCUCUAUGUGGAAGGGCUACCAGAAAACAUUCCUUUUAGAAGUCCCUCUUGGUAUGGAAUCCCAAGGCUGGAGAAAAUCAUUCAAGUGGGCAAUCGGAUAAAAUUUGUUAUUAAAAGACCAGAACUGCUGACUCAUAGUACAACUGAAGUCACUCAGCCAAGAACCAACACUCCAGUCAAAGAAGAUUGGAAUGUUAGAAUUACCAAGCUACGGAAGCAAGUAGAAGAGAUUUUUAAUUUGAAAUUUGCUCAAGCUCUUGGACUUACAGAGGCAGUGAAAGUACCAUAUCCUGUGUUCGAAUCCAACCCGGAGUUCCUCUAUGUGGAGGGUUUGCCAGAAGGAAUUCCCUUCCGAAGUCCCACCUGGUUUGGAAUUCCUCGACUUGAAAGGAUCGUCCGUGGGAGCAAUAAAAUUAAGUUUGUUGUUAAAAAACCUGAGCUGGUCGUUUCUUACCUGCCUCCUGGAAUGGCCGGCAAAGUAAACACUAAAGCAUUGCAGUCCCCUAAAAGACCACGGAGCCCUGGAAGUAACUCAAAGGUUCCUGAAAUUGAGGUCACGGUGGAAGGCUCUAACAACAAUAAUCCUCAGACCUCUGCCGUUCGAACUCCCACCCAGACUAAUGGCUCCAAUGUUCCCUUCAAGCCUCGUGGGAGAGAGUUUUCCUUUGAGGCCUGGAACGCCAAGAUCACGGACCUGAAGCAGAAGGUCGAGAAUCUUUUCAAUGAAAAAUGCGGUGAAGCUCUUGGCCUUAAGCAGGCGGUGAAGGUGCCGUUUGCAUUGUUCGAGUCUUUCCCGGAGGACUUCUAUGUGGAAGGCCUACCCGAGGGCGUGCCCUUCCGAAGGCCCUCUACCUUUGGCAUUCCGAGGCUGGAGAAGAUACUGCGCAACAAGGCCAAGAUCAAAUUCAUCAUUAAGAAACCAGAGAUGUUUGAGACGGCGAUCAAGGAGAGUACCUCCUCCUCCAAGAGCCCGCCCAGAAAAAUAAAUUCGUCACCCAAUGUUAACACAACUGCGUCAGGUGUGGAGGAUCUGAACAUCAUUCAAGUGACAAUUCCAGAUGAUGACAAUGAGAGACUGUCAAAAGUUGAGAAAGCAAGACAGCUGCGCGAGCAAGUGAACGACCUCUUCAGUCGGAAAUUCGGCGAAGCUAUCGGCAUGGGCUUCCCUGUGAAGGUGCCCUACAGGAAGAUUACCAUCAACCCUGGGUGCGUGGUGGUGGAUGGCAUGCCCCCCGGGGUGUCCUUCAAAGCCCCCAGCUACCUGGAGAUAAGCUCCAUGAGGAGGAUCUUAGAUUCUGCUGAGUUCAUCAAGUUCACAGUCAUUAGACCAUUUCCUGGACUCGUGAUUAAUAACCAGUUGGUUGAUCAGAACGAGUCAGAAGGCCCUGUGAUCCAAGAAUCAGCUGAGCCAAGCCAGUUGGAAGUACCAGCAACAGAAGAAAUUAAGGAGACUGACGGAAACUCUCAGAUCAAGCAAGAACCAGAUCCCACGUGGUAGACCUCUUCCCUCCCAGGCUUAAGGUGUCAGUGGUUGAGAAGAGCUUUUUGGACCUGUUACUGCCCCAAGCUGUGUAAUAUACUUGUAUAACAGAAAUACCUUCUAUACAAACCUUUUUUUCUACUUUUAGAUAGAAAUGUCUACUUUUUCAGCAGUUCUGUGAAUUGAAUUAAAGAGCAGAGUGACUGUAGAUUUGGAAUGGCUGGUUUACUUUGGAAUGUAUAUUAAGGAUUUCAGCAAUGCUGGGAACACGACAGGGAAAUGACAGGGACGACUCUCAGCAGAUAUUUGGACGUAUCCAGCAGAGCCUUCGGCGUGGUGUGUAUUUUCCAGUUGAGAGAAGAUAUCUCCUACGGGAACAUCUCAGCUUCUGCAGCGAAGAAAAUUCCUGUGAUAGUCAGUUCUUUAGUUUUUCUAUUGGAAGAAUCAUUUAAAUGCUCCUUGUUCACUGCUGUCCUUGAAGGCCGAGUGAACAGUAGUCAUCUGUAUAUUUGACUAGACCUUUUCCUAAGCUAUCUAUCAUGGUUCCUGCGUUUUUAUCAUAAUGAAGAGAACCACCGUGUGGACGCCUGACGGUCGGUGAGAGGCCCAGCGUGGGUGGACGGCCUGCAGAUCCCUCUUCCACUUCUACGCUUCGUCCAAAGCGUAGCCUGGGAGUCAGGGUUGGGUCUGAGCGCUCAGGCGAGCCGCGCCUCAGAAUCUGUGGCGUGGGCUGUCACCGUCUGUCAUUUUCUAAUUCUGCGUGGGACACUGAGGCACCAGUGGGCAGCAGGGCCAGCAAGUUGAUUGAUUCUGCACCCUUGCUAUUCUGCGCCAUACGUAGGAGAGUCCUGGUGUGGGGGGAGUUCACAGACAGUGGGUCUCGAUGCCGGCUGUGGAGCUGGAGGCGGGGAGGCAUAGCGCUCUCUUUACUUAUCACGAUGUUCACAUGGAGAAUCAUAUACACGGUAGCAAAAUAGGCAUUUUUAUGUGUUGCUUAUAUUUUACCUCAAAUUAAAUUGUAGAUAUAGGGUAAUAAAUAAAAUCCAUCCAUGCCUUUCACUCACCCCCUUA